AUGGCGAAAGGUGUUGCCCUCAAGUUCCUGCAGUGGUUCAUCCGGGGCGUCCAGUUCGGCUGCGCCGCCAUUGUCCUCGGCAUCUUCUCCUAUUUCCUAGCCACCCUCUCCAACCACAACAUUCACAUUGCGACCUAUGUGCGCGCCGUGACGGGCAUCUCGGGCGCCGCUGUGCUCUACACCAUCCUCGGCCUCGUCCUGCUCUGCUGCCUCGCCGGUCGCAUCUUCACCUCGGCCAUCGCCAUCCUCCUCGAUCUCGCCUUUGCCGGCGCCUUCAUCUACGUCGCCUAUGCCAACCGUCACGGCGCCUCCUCCUGCAACGGCUACGUCGAUACCCCCUACGGCCGCGGCCGCUCCGCCGCCGACGUCCAGGGCACCGACGGCUUCACGAACCUGCCCUCCUUCCGCCAGGCCUGCCGCCUGCAGAGCGCCUGCUUCGCCGUCUCCAUCAUCGCCAUCGUCUUCUUCCUGCUCUCCAUCCUCGUCGAGGUCUUCCUCGUCCGCCACCACAAGAAGGAGAAGCGCUUCGGCCCCGGCCCCCGACAACAACUACACCUCGGGCUCCGGCGGCAAGAAGACCCGCGGCUCCGGCGGCGGCCUCUUCGGCUGGCCUACAACACCGAGGCCACGGCCGUCGCUCCGGGUCAGGACGCUCACCCUUACUCGCACCCCAAGACGGAGGUGGGCUACGGCUACACCAACGGCACCGGAAACGGCAUCGCCAACGACCACGUCGUCCCGCCCGGCACGGCCUAUGGCGUCUCCAACGAGACCCACACCCACGACGCCGCUUACGCACAGCCCCUGCCCCAGCAGACGGCGGGCGUUCACACCGGUCAGACGAACCCGUACCGCUACGAGGACGGCACCUUUGACCGUCGCUGA
This is a messenger RNA of Verticillium alfalfae VaMs.102, 885 nucleotides long. RefSeq lists its product as hypothetical. The record is from RefSeq and is a predicted model, not a curated record. Lineage: Eukaryota; Fungi; Ascomycota; Sordariomycetes; Glomerellales; Plectosphaerellaceae. Bases 1 to 885 code for a protein of 294 amino acids. The transcript has 2 exons.